UCAAGCGCCUUCUCACUUGCGCCUGUCGUCAUUGUUUCGCGCCCAAGCUUAGGACGUAAACAGUCAAUCUUUUUCUUCUAUAAUAUUUAUGAUGUUACGACUAUAUUGAAUCUGCAAUGUCAGUUUCUAACCACCCAAAGGCCUACACAUCGGCCGCGCUCGUUGUCGCCUUCACUGCCGGCAUCUGUCUCACAUUGGGCUUCAAAGACCUAUAUCCCGACCUUCAAAGACGUUUCGAGCAACGAAAGCGCUCAAAGAAUGCCGCCCUCUACGGACAUCGCGAAUCCUCCUUCCUGCCACCUGUCGAGCUCGAAGACCACACAAAACCCCAAACCCCAGGGCCCGACAGCCCCACGCCACCCACAAUCCAAAUUGGCGUCGAAGGUCUAAUCGGGCAAACCAAGCUCGUGAGGAUCAAGUCUCUAUCCGAAGCAACAGGCUGUGAAAUUGUCGCCAAAGCAGAGCUGCUGAAUGGCGCCGGAAACAGCCCGAAAGAUAGGGUGGCCCUACAUAUGAUCGAGGUCGCCGAGAAGGAGGGGCUAUUGACGCCAUACAACGGGGAUACUAUAUACGAAGGCACAGUCGGUUCCACUGGCAUAUCUCUUGCGGUCCUGGCAAGGGCUAAAGGCUAUAAAUGCCACAUCUGCAUGCCGUCAGACAUGUCAAUGGAGAAAGUCGAGCUGUUGCACCACCUCGGCGCAACAGUCGAGCGCGUCUCCCCCGCACCUAUCACGAGCCAAGACCACUUCGUGAAUCUAGCUCGGCGCCGGGCCGAAGAGCAUGCAGAUAAAUGGAUGGAUGGGAGCAAGGGUUUCUUUGCCAACCAAUUCGAGAGUAAGGCGAAUUGGACGGCCCAUUUCGAGACUACCGGCCCAGAAGUGUUUGAGCAGACACAAGGAGAUAUUGCGGCAUUUGUCUCUGGUGCAGGGACGGGAGGGACGAUCAGCGGUGUUGCAUGCUAUUUGAAGCAGGAGGUUGGAUUGAAGGAUGUUUCAAUCGUGCUCGCUGAUCCCCAGGGAAGUGGAUUGUAUAACAAAGUCAAGUUCGGCGUGAUGUACUCCAGCCAUGAGCGAGAGGGUACUAGAAGGCGCCAGCAAGUCGAUACGAUGGUUGAGGGCAUCGGAAUUAAUCGUCUUACGAACAAUUUUGAGAAGGGCAUGGAGUUGAUCGAUGACGCCAUCAAAGUGACGGAUACACAAGCCAUGAGAAUGGCCAGAUGGCUGGUGGAGAAGGAUGGAAUCUUCAUUGGAAGCAGCAGUGCUGUCAACUGCGUGGCAGCAGUGUCUACUGCGCUGAGAUUAAAGAAAGAGGGCAAGGGAGGAAGGGUAGUCACAGUACUCUGUGACAGCGGGAAUAGACACCUCAGCAAAUUCUGGAAAGAGAUUGCGAGUCAAGGUCUGGAAGAGGAGCAUGGAAACCUGGGACUUCUUGAACUUCUUGAGCUCGAAUCAUGAAGGAAUCACAGAGUUCAGGGCCGUGAGAAUUGGUAAGUAUAUAAUUCUGGAUGUGGCUCUACUGUGUAGGCCACCUCUAUGGUAUGCAUCCGUAUUGCAAACCUUCGCCAGUCAGCCACAUCCAUGACCUGGCAUGCCACAGACUCCAGGGGGGGCGGGUGAAAACCUGAACUCCUUGCGCCAGAAUGCCCUUUGUGUUUAUAUCAAAAUACAGCUGGGUGGCUAAAUAGCCAAGAUAUCUUGCCUGCCACGGACAUGUGAAUUAACGUGAUUACUGUCCACGCGGCGGGUCAAAGGAGACGCGGUGUCAAAGAGGGACUACAGCGCAUUUGAAGGGCAUAGAUAGAACGAGCUCAUGAGAACUAGAAUGUAAGGUCAGCUUCAAAUAGUUCAUAAUUAACUGCGUGCACA
Molecule: messenger RNA, 1865 nt
Organism: Pseudogymnoascus verrucosus
Lineage: Eukaryota; Fungi; Ascomycota; Leotiomycetes; Thelebolales; Thelebolaceae
Gene: CYS12
Product: Cysteine synthase 2
Exons: 1
Coding region: 117-1454 (445 amino acids)
Cellular component (GO): cytoplasm
Molecular function (GO): cysteine synthase activity
Source: RefSeq, a predicted model, not a curated record